Molecule: messenger RNA, 831 nt
Organism: Lentinula edodes (shiitake mushroom)
Lineage: Eukaryota; Fungi; Basidiomycota; Agaricomycetes; Agaricales; Omphalotaceae
Exons: 2
Coding region: 1-831 (276 amino acids)
Biological process (GO): lipid homeostasis
Cellular component (GO): membrane
Source: RefSeq, a predicted model, not a curated record
AUGCCAAUGGCCGACGCGUCUUCCCCCCGCUCUCUUAGUUUUCGACAAAGACUUCUACCGCUCAUAAACCUCUCUUCUCAUGUCAGCGCACCAUUCAUAACUACCUUUCUGCUCAUACAUCUUAGCGCCCCAGCCUUGGCCAACGUUGGAGGAUCUUCGCUUUCUUCUCAAGUCAUGCUUCUUGGAAGGGAAUAUUACCAGACGAGUCUCGCGGAACCGUACCUUGUACUAGGUCCUUUGGUUGUUCACGCUUUGUCUGGUGUCAUCAGGCGCGCCCUCAUCAUGUAUCCAAAAAUAAAAUCACCAUCUAUCACAGAUGGGAACACCUCCAAGCCUUUGACGUUCUCUCAACGAAUUCGCGGUGCCCUUCCCACUACGACUCUCUCUUUCACCGCCUACACCGUCCUCCUACUUCUUCCAAUCCAUCUUGGUAUUCACCGAAUACUACCUCAGACUACUUCUCCGCCUGUUCUUUCUCUUGGACCAUCUGAGUUGGAAUACUCUUUUGUUCAGUAUGGACUUCAGCGUUGGCCAGCUCGAACUUGGGCCAUGUAUGCGGUUCUUGUUGGUGCUGCUAUUACACAUGCUGUAGAGGGUUCACGAGUCCUUAUGGGAAACUUCGGUUUCAAAAGUUCUGUCAAAAAAACGUCCAGCAACUCUGUCGUUCCAAAGAACUCGAAAGUUCGUCGCAAGAUACUGGCAGCCGCCCUCGCUCUUCCCAUACUCUCAGGACUAUAUGUAUUAUAUAAGGAGCCGCUGUAUUUGUUUGCUGAUAUGGGACGACGCUUAGAGGGUGUGUAUCGAUUGUCUUGGAUCUACAAUACGCAAUAA